Molecule: messenger RNA, 1733 nt
Organism: Sebastes umbrosus (honeycomb rockfish)
Lineage: Eukaryota; Metazoa; Chordata; Actinopteri; Perciformes; Sebastidae
Gene: phb1
Product: prohibitin
Exons: 7
Coding region: 160-975 (271 amino acids)
Biological process (GO): mitochondrion organization
Cellular component (GO): mitochondrion; membrane
Source: RefSeq, a predicted model, not a curated record
AGACACAAACCGUAGAAGAAGAAGAAGUCUCUUGUCCAAUCAGAAGCUGCGUUGCUACAUGCUCCGCGCCUGCGCAGUGAGGAUCAGACAGUUCAUGUGUUCUUACGUCGUCUAGUGGAGGUCAUCGACAUCUGAGCGAAACUGAGUGGGAUUGCUGUCAUGGCCAAGCUGUUCGAGUCUAUUGGGAAGUUGGGGCUGGCCCUCGCCAUUGGUGGAGGUGUUGUGAACUCUGCCCUUUUCAACGUUGAUGCAGGGCACCGGGCCGUGAUAUUUGACAGGUUCAGAGGAGUGCAAGAAAUUGUCGUUGGUGAAGGGACCCACUUCCUCAUUCCCUGGGUUCAGAAGCCUAUCAUCUUUGAUUGUCGCUCCCGUCCACGCAAUGUGCCUGUGAUCACAGGCAGCAAAGAUCUGCAGAAUGUAAACAUCACAUUGCGUAUCCUCUUCCGGCCGGUGACCACCCAGCUGCCACGCAUUUUCACCAGUAUUGGUGAGGACUAUGAUGAGAGGGUGCUACCAUCCAUCACCACAGAGGUCUUGAAGUCUGUAGUGGCUCGGUUUGAUGCCGGCGAGCUCAUCACCCAGAGAGAGCUUGUGUCUCGGCAGGUCAGUGAGGACCUCACAGAAAGAGCCAACACCUUCGGCCUCAUCUUGGAUGACGUUUCACUGACACACUUGACCUUUGGCAAGGAAUUCACAGAGGCUGUUGAGAUGAAGCAGGUGGCCCAGCAGGAGGCUGAGAGGGCCCGUUUCGUUGUAGAAAAGGCAGAGCAACAGAAGCAGGCGGCCAUCAUCUCAGCAGAGGGAGAUUCCCAGGCUGCCUUGCUCAUCGCCAACUCCCUAAUGGAGGCUGGUGAUGGUCUGGUAGAGCUACGUAAGCUGGAGGCAGCGGAGGACAUCGCCUUCAUGCUCUCCCGCUCCCGCAACGUCACUUACCUGCCAUCAGGACAGGGCACAUUGCUCCAGUUGCCCCAGUGAUAACAUCUCAUGUCCAGCCCAUUGUUGCUGUUACAAAGGCCGUGGAAUGGGUGGUUGGAGGAUUCAAUAAAGGACUCUCAACUUCACACACAUUCCUCCCACUCUUUCUCUAACCAACUCUGGACUGGGCUCUGCUGAUAGCAGGAUGGUGGGAGACAAAGUGAGAGGUCUGCGAUUGAUACAUUUAUGAAGUCCAACCAUGUGUAAGGAAGUGGAGGGUAACCUAUAUAUAGUACUUGUUUUGAAAAACAAUCGACAAUGCAGUAAAUUCUCUAAAGAUUUGUCUUUGCUACAUUGUCCAAGAGCACUGCGUGUGUGGAAAGCAACAGAGUGAUUUUAACAUCAAGGGAAAACAGUUUCCUUUAAAAGCUAAGAUGAUAAAUGAUGAUGCCAUAACUCUUCUUUAUGUGUGCUGGAACAUUUCAUCAAAUUGUGCAACUGCGUAUAUUCAGCUCAGUAAUGAAAGGCUCUCCUUCUGAUUCACAGACAUAACUGACUAGAGAUGGUGUAUUCAUUUGACUUAAAUUCUCUCUGUUUGUACUGAUUUGCCAGAGGUAUAAAAUUUCUGGAAUAUAACUGCUGUCUAGCAAAUUAUUUCAUCAUGAAUAAUACCCCCGAAUUAUUGGAACGUACCUGUCAGAUGGUAGAGAAUGACCCUUCGUUCUCUAUAGUUGACAUGUCUUUAGUUUGUGUGGAGAAAGUGUACGCCACGUGUUUCAGAAAUGGCUCAACUCAACAUUAAAAUUUUCUUUCUACCU